Messenger RNA from Annulohypoxylon truncatum, 1600 nucleotides. Its product is annotated as WD40 repeat-like protein. NCBI's taxonomy places the organism in Eukaryota, Fungi, Ascomycota, Sordariomycetes, Xylariales, Hypoxylaceae. Gene Ontology annotation, molecular function: protein binding. The record is from RefSeq and is a predicted model, not a curated record. The transcript has 6 exons. Gene Ontology annotation, cellular component: THO complex part of transcription export complex. The coding region runs from base 209 to 1213 and encodes 334 amino acids. Gene Ontology annotation, biological process: mRNA export from nucleus.
GAGUUGUAUAUACGCAGUAGUAAAGCAAGCAGAUACCAUCUCAAACAUUGGGAAACAUCAAACAGCAGCAACACUUAACUUUUGCACUUUCUAUUUCUUCGAUUUUGCAUUCAAGAAGAUUUUAAAAACUGGCCGACUUUGAGAUGCGAGUCUAGACCUGAUCCGGCCGUAUUCAUAUUAGAAUCCUGUCUAGUCGGUAAGCCUCAUCAUGGCACGCAUAGCACCUAGGACGUCUGUUGCGCCUGAGAGGUUGAAGACUCUACUUCCCUCUCUGAAGCCAACCGUUUACCAUGACCCAAGUGCAAGUAAGGCCCAAGCAAACAUCCGCACGAUUGCCUGGAAUCCCCUGGGGACCUACAUUGCCACUGGUUGCGUGGACAAGACACUGCGAGUUUGGAACGCGGACAAACCCAAUGUUCGUCAAACAACAGAACUGAAAGGUCAUACCGCGUCUAUUGAAAAGGUUGCUUUUCACCCUGUAAAGGAGCUCGAGUUGUGCAGCGUGAGUAGCGAUGGUGUGGUCAGGUUCUGGGAUGUCAAGACCAAGCAAGUCUUAAAUGAAGUCAAAGGUUUAGGAGAAACGUAUACCUUGGCUUGGGCACCCAAAGGCGAACGUGUUGUAGUCGGAAACAAGGAGGACAAACUCUUUGUUAUUUCACCCACUCAAAGUACCCCGAUUUCAUCACAUCAACAAACCGUCCAGACGAACAAUAUCGCGUUUUGCUGGAGCGGACAGAGGAUAUUUGCUACUACUGGAGAAGGCAAGACGAGAAUCCUCUCAUUCCCCGACUUCGAGCCUGCUUAUAAAUUCGACUACAAGGAAGGACCAGAGGCCGAGUUCGUAUUAACCGGCCAUACGUCGUCCUGUAUCACGGUUGAGCUACAUCCGUUCAAUCGAUAUCUAGCCACAGGUGGAACUGACUCACUAAUUGCGCUUUGGGAAACGACUGAAUGGAACUGCCUUAGAACCGCGACUAAGAUGAGCGGUCCAGUCCGCAGUCUAAGUUUCUCGUGGGACGGUCUUUACAUAGCGGGAGGGAGCGACGAAGGUUCCGGCUUAGAAAUCUUUAAUUCCGAGACAGGGGAACAUCUCUGUACUUACAAAACCGCGACACCUUCUCCAGUCGUAGUUUGGGCUCCAAAUCGGUAUGCGCUCGCCUACGCAGAUUCAGGAAGUCUACGAGUAAUAGGCGCAAGCACCGGAGGGAAAUAGGAUGACCAGGACUCCGGGUUAUCACUCUCGUUGACGCAAUUGAGGUCUCGAAAUCGACAAUGAUUAUAUGGGGAUGUAAGGUCUACGCCACAUGCCUCCCCAUUCCCUACGAUUAGGGAGGUAUUAUUAUGUAUGCAAUUACUUGGCAUACCUACAUCGAGCACCGCCUACAUUUAUUAUGAGAGAUGAUUAUUAGUCUACCAGUUGGUUGACCCAAAAUGAGGCGGUGCAAAAUAAAGAUAGUUUCGUCGAAAGAUGAGGCCUUUAGGAGAAUAGACUCCGCUAAUUCGCAGAAGCUUGCUGCACCAGAAUACCUAAUACAGAGAAGGAAAGCUUAUGCACGCCUACCUGCGUCUGCUGCGUGUGCCCGCACAAGUAUCAUGGAUG